Serendipita indica DSM 11827 is the source of this 1050-nucleotide messenger RNA. The record is from the annotation of a GenBank genome assembly. NCBI's taxonomy places the organism in Eukaryota, Fungi, Basidiomycota, Agaricomycetes, Sebacinales, Serendipitaceae.
AUGGCAUUCCAUAUCAGCUGGACGUACAUUGUUGGGGAACUCACAGGCAACAACUCGCAAGUUGACCGUGUCUGGCCGCUGCUCCCGCCCAUGUACACGGCCUACUAUGCGUUUCUACCACUUUUGCCUUUCGCGCCUCAAGACGUCAAAGAGGCUGGUUUGAACCACCGCGUGCUCUUAAUGUUUGCACUCCAGCUUCUCUGGAUGACAAGGGGCUUCUUCAAGUGGGAUGAAGAGGACUACCGAUGGCCCAUACUCAGGGGGAUCAUCCCAGCUCCUAUCUAUCACGUCUUUCAUCUUGUCUUCAUCGCCGCCAUGCAAAACGGUAUUCUAUAUGGCCUAGCAUAUCCGACUUAUCUUGCUCUCCGCAACCCAAACACACCUCUUGGUGGCUACGACGCCUUGCUCACAGGCCUGGCAGUUGUCGAUAUUCUAAUUGAAGCCAUCGCCGACAAUCAGCAAUACUCGUUCCAGACAUUCAAGCAUUCGAAACCCCGUGUCCAAAAACCACCAAGCGAGGAGCCUCUUUUCGUCAGUCAGCGUUGGACCGAGGACGAAGCAAAUCGUGGCUUUGUCACAAGAGGCUUAUGGGCCUGGAGCCGCCAUCCAAACUUUACUGCCGAACAGACAUUUUGGUGGCUAAUGGUCUUAUUCCCAAUCUUGACUGGGCCAGGCAGUCUUGAUCUUCCAUCGUCGGAAUCUAUUCUCUCUCCUUCUACCUACACAUCAUAUGCUGCGUUCUGGUCCACAUACGCGUCUCUUGAACCCUUGUGGCCGGGGGUCGUCAUCUCGAUGCUGUUCCUCGGCUCGACAGCAUUCACUGAAUGGAUCACGAAGGGCAAGUAUCGUGUCGCAUACACUGCCUAUCAAGAGCGUGUCGGCAUGUUCUGGCCGACUGGAACUCUGUUCAAGGGCUUGUACCUCCAGGCGACUGGUCGUCGCAGGGUCAUCGACAAUCUGGUGUGGGGUUCCGUCAAGGCUACGAAUGGGUCCACAAACGGUGUCACGAAUGGCGUCACAAAUGGUGUCAACGGUGCCAAGGGGCACUAG